AUGUGGCAUCUCUGCAAGAAAAGCCCACUCAAAAAAGAUCUUGAAAUGAAGCAACAUUUCAGCGGACCUCCUAAUGGGUCGGCGCUCAAUCACACCCCCUUGGAGCCCUUGGUUUUCUUCCUGUCUGGAAUACCUGGCCUGGAACACGUCCACCACUGGAUCUCCAUCCCUUUCUGCUCUAUGUUUGUCAUCUCCCUUCUGGGGAACUGCACCCUUCUCUACGUGAUCAAGGCGAACAUGAGUCUCCAUCAGCCCAUGUUCUUCUUCCUCUCCAUGCUGUCCUCCACUGAUCUGGUGUUGUCCCUCACCACCAUGCCUAAAACCCUGGGCAUCUUCUGGUUCAACGCUGGGGAGAUUGGGUUGGUUGGCUGCCUGGUACAGAUGUUUUUCCUCCACUCAUUCUCCAUCAUGGAGUCUGCAGUGCUCUUGACCAUGUCCUUUGACCGCUAUGUGGCAAUUUGCCACCCUCUGAGUAGCAUCCUGACCCAUUCGCUGGUGGCCAAAGCUGGGCUGGUGGCCUUGAUGAGAGGAGUUGCCCUGAUGCUGCCCUUGCCCUUCCUGCUCCAGAGACUGUCCUAUUGCCACUCAUUCACUGUUGCCCACUGCUACUGUGAGCACAUGGCAGUGGUGAGGCUGGCCUGUUCCAACACCCAGUUCAACAAUAUCUACGGGAUCUUUGUUGCUCUCCUGAUUGUGGGCCUUGACUUGGGCUUGAUUGCGCUGUCCUAUGUCAAGAUUCUCGGAACUGUCUUGAGCCUGGCUACGAAGGAGGAACAGCACAAAGCCUUUGGCACCUGCCUCUCUCAUGUGAGCGCCAUCUUGGUUGUCUACACUCCUGUGGUUCUCUCAUCAGCCAUACACAGGUUUGGCCACCAUGUUCCUGCCUAUAUACACAUUCUCUUGGCCAACGUCUACCUGCUUUUCCCACCAAUGAUGAACCCCAUUAUUUAUGGGGUGCAAACAAAGCAGAUUCGAGAGAGAGUUCUCCACCUCUUUCACCAGCAACUCUUACGAAAGGCAACCUUGUAA
Molecule: messenger RNA, 1029 nt
Organism: Candoia aspera
Lineage: Eukaryota; Metazoa; Chordata; Lepidosauria; Squamata; Candoiidae
Product: olfactory receptor 52K1-like
Biological process (GO): G protein-coupled receptor signaling pathway
Cellular component (GO): plasma membrane
Molecular function (GO): olfactory receptor activity; G protein-coupled receptor activity
Source: RefSeq, a predicted model, not a curated record